AUGUCGAAAACCAAGACGGCUAAAUCAGACACGCUAACAAGUGUAUCGUCCACCGAUAUCGGGCGGCCAGCGCAAUACAAGCAGCCCUCUAGGAAAGGAAAGCGUUCAUGGCGGAAAAACAUUGACUUGUCUGCGACGGAGGCUGCGCUCGAGGACAUUCGCGAGCAGGAACGCACAGUGGGUGCGCCUGCGCACAAGCGAAAAGAUGCUGAGCUCUUUGUAGAAGAUCGUUCAGGUCAAGAAACCCAACUUGCACGCCAAGCUCGCGGGAAGCGGAAGUUGAAGUCCCAGGAAAUUCUGGCACAGCGCAGUGCGGUGCCUGCUAUCCCCCAUCGACAGCGCUCGACUUUCCAAUUGGAUACCAAGACCCGAGGUGGCAAAGCUGCAGCCAGUGGUCUGUCAGAGAAAGUGAAACGACGUCUCCGUAUUCUUGCUUCGCGACCACAUGAGGGCGAACAAGGUUUAUCGGAGAUGGGCAGUGCUGGUAAGAUCCAGAGCGAUGCUGUCCUGGCAGAGAAACAUGAUUUGUGGGGUGCUGAAGCACCACAGCCUGCUAAUGACUGGGUCGCACCUGCCAUGGUUACAGGUAUUCAUAAGCCACGCUCUAUGCAGCAUGAACCGCAUGCACCUGCGAAAGUGGCGCCUGCUGUUACAAAGCCGCAUCCAGGCACAUCCUACAACCCCGAUUUUGACAGCCAUGAAGCAUUGAUCCAGAAAGCCUUCGACAAAGCCAAGACGCAGGAAAUGACAGAGGAAGAAGUUAAGCGCCUCACAGAGAAGUUUAAAGAUGUAUCACGUCCCAAGAAUAUGGACUCGUACAUGGGCAUGGUGAUUGACCAACCAGAUGAGUCAGCUGCUGACGCGGAGGAUGAUGAGAAUGAUGAUAAUGAUCUACCACAUGCACCCAAACUACCCGGCCGCAAAACCAGUGCACAGCGACGCCGUGAAGCUCGUGCGAAGGAGCAGCAGCGCCAGGCUAUGCAGCGCCGAAAGGAGCGCCAGCUUCGUGCUAUGAUGUCCGAGCUGCCCACCCACCUGAAGAAGAUGAAAAAGGUGCAGCAAACACGAGCAGAAAUGAUUCAGCAGCGACGUGAAAGGAAGAGACAGCGUUUGGAGGAGGAAGGCAUUGCCGGGUUCAAAGUGGGGAAGCACAAGGUGCCUGAGCAGCGCAUGGAUGUGCAGACGGGUGAAGAGCUCAGUGAAAGUUUGCGACAGCUCAAGCCAGAAGGCAACUUGUUUUGGGACCGUUUCCAGAGUCUACAGGCUCGUGGUCUCGCAGAGGCACGUAAACCUGUGCUACCGACACGUCGUCGACUGAAGACGAAGACGUAUGAUCGUCACUCGUUUAAGCGAGACUAA
Malassezia pachydermatis is the source of this 1359-nucleotide messenger RNA. Its product is annotated as p60-like protein. Gene Ontology annotation, biological process: ribosomal large subunit assembly; rRNA processing. Gene Ontology annotation, cellular component: nucleolus. The record is from RefSeq and is a predicted model, not a curated record. NCBI's taxonomy places the organism in Eukaryota, Fungi, Basidiomycota, Malasseziomycetes, Malasseziales, Malasseziaceae. The transcript has a single exon. Bases 1 to 1359 code for a protein of 452 amino acids. Gene Ontology annotation, molecular function: 5S rRNA binding.